Messenger RNA from Linum trigynum, 1344 nucleotides. Lineage: Eukaryota; Viridiplantae; Streptophyta; Magnoliopsida; Malpighiales; Linaceae. The record is from the annotation of a GenBank genome assembly.
GAUCGACUAUUCACGUCCUAUUUGCUUUUUCCAAUUUUUCAUUCUCUAGUAAAUUUCUUCCCUAUUUGUUCUCUUCAAUUAUUCUACGGCGAUUUUGCAGAGUCCACCUGCCCUCCAUCCAUCUUCCAUCUCCAUUCGCACAAAUCCAAAUCGCUUUGUUCCUCUCCCAGCACCUGUUCUCAUCCCCAAAUCUCUUUCUACGAUCAACAUAAUGGCUCACAACAACACCGCCAAUACCCUCGGUUUCUCUAAUGAAGAUCAUGAGGAAUCGAGCGCUCUCUUGAACAAGACGAAUACCAAGGAAGAACAAGUAUCUGUUAAGAAACACACUAAAGUAUUGGCGACCACCAACACCAAGCCUACCGCCUCAGUUUCUCCAACGGCGAAAUGGACGGCGGUGGAGCAGGGAGGUUCCACCGUGGAGAAUGGGUGGACGGCUAAUGGGUUGCCGUUGGUUCACAGAAGCGUUGUGGGGGAGCCCAUGGGCAGGGCACAAUGGGAUUCAGGGAUCUGUGCUUGGUUCGGCCGGAACGACGAAUUUUGUAGCAGCGAUCUUGAAGUGUGUCUUCUUGGAAGUGUAGCCCCUUGUGUGUUGCAUGGAAGCAAUGCUGAGAGACUAGGAUCAGCUCCAGGAACAUUUGCAAACCAUUGUUUGCCUUACAUUGGCCUCUACUUGAUCGGUAAUUCUGUAUUUGGCUGGAACUGCCUUGCUCCAUGGUUUUCAUAUCCCACCCGCACUGCAAUGCGUCGCAAGUUUAACCUCGAGGGAAGUUGCGAGGUAGUGAAUAGGUCAUGUGGAGGUUGUGGAACCUGCAUUGAAGACGAGUUCCAGCUCGAACAAUGUGAGAGUGCAUGUGAUUUUACUACUCAUGUUUUCUGUCACCCAUGCGCCCUUUGUCAGGAAGGCCGGGAGAUUAGGCGCAGGGUGCCACAUCCUGGCUUUCAAUCUCAGUCCAUGUUGGUUAUGCUCCCUCCCGCUGAUCAGACCAUGGCCCGCCAGCCUUGAAUCACUCACCCUGAUCAUGCAUCCAAUUAGAGAAGGUCAUUAUUGGAUGUUGAUAUUUCAUACUUUUUCACCGCCCUCCUGAUCUUGCUUCCUCUCAGGCAGUGUCUGUCUAGUUUCAUGAUCCUUGUCAGAAGAGUAUAUGUUGAUAGAGGUGGUUGUCAUUCUUUUGUACUAAGCAUGUAAUGUUUACUAUAUUGUGCUCUUGCUACUUUGGAUUGGACGAAGGAUGUAGCGGUUACUUACUAUAACAUGCGUUCUUGCAGUAACAAGAAAAAGAUGAUGGAUGUAGUAGUAGACUUUGCUUGGAAAUUAUAUGUUAAUAUAAUGCAGUUCAGAUG